CUAACGGGACGAAUGGGGUAGAUGAUGCUAAGUAUCUUGGUGGUGGAUAUGGCGGCAAUCCAGGCGGAGGAUAUGGAGGCUACCCAGGUGGUGGAUAUGGAGGAAACCCUGGUGGAGGGUAUGGAGGAUACCCAGGUGGUGGAUACGGAGGAAACCCUGGUGGUGGCCGUGGGGGCGGAG
Ilex paraguariensis (yerba mate) is the source of this 180-nucleotide messenger RNA. The record is from the annotation of a GenBank genome assembly. NCBI's taxonomy places the organism in Eukaryota, Viridiplantae, Streptophyta, Magnoliopsida, Aquifoliales, Aquifoliaceae.